AUGGAGGCUUUUCGUCUAUUUGAGCAUAUUAGAUUUGUUGGACACGGCUACGCAUAUGGAGCUUUGGCAGAAGAACUCAACAUAGGAAGGCAGACCGUGUCUGAUAUCGUCUCCGAAGUCACGGAUGCCAUAAAUACGGUUCUAUUCGCCGAUGCAUUCCCAACGCCCACCCGUCAAGCACUUGAAGACUGUGCCAUGAAAACACAGCAGCGUUAUGAUUAUCCACGCUGUGGGUUUCAUGGACGGCGAACACACAACCGAUCUUACUUUAAAAAGCCGAAAAAUGCGGGCAGCACGUAUUGGAACUACAAAGGCUUCCACUCCAUCAUCCUCCUUGCUGUUUGCGACUGCGACUACCGUUUCACAGCCAUCGACGUUGGUGCACCAGGACGAGCUGGAGACGAGGGAGUGUUCCGGAAUUCGGACAUCAAGACAUUCUACGAGGUUCGGGAUAACAUCUUCCCGGAAACAGAAGAGCUCAACGAUGUUGGGCCAGUGCAGUACCACAUUCUGGUCGACGGUGGUUUCGCGCAGAGCCACCGCUACUUCAGACCGUUUCCGGAACCAAUGGCGACAACAGCUAGCAAACGUCGCUUCAAUGAGAAACUCAGCGGGGCAAGGAGGAUGAUCGAAUCAUCAUUCGGGAUACUUUGCAAGAGGUUCGCCAUUUUGCAACGAGAUCUACAAGUCGAACCGGAAAAGGCUCAGAAACUAGUCACAUCACUAUUGGUCCUCCACAACCUUCUCGUACGAAGGCAAGAUCUCCUGGAGGGAGUAGAACGAUUCGCGCCAGCAAGGAACUCGCCUCUACCAGACCGCUUUGUCUCACUACAACGAACUGUUCGGCAUGCCGGUUCAGAUUCGGCGAAAAUAGCAAGAGAUCGUCUUGUAUCGUACUAUGAUAAUUUGUAUGGAACUCCACAAUAA
Molecule: messenger RNA, 927 nt
Organism: Cylicocyclus nassatus
Lineage: Eukaryota; Metazoa; Nematoda; Chromadorea; Rhabditida; Strongylidae
Source: the annotation of a GenBank genome assembly